UCGCCGGAAUUUCGCUGGCCUAUUUAUUCUGUACCGUUGCAAACCGAAGUUUUAACAAUAUUAAAGCAAUAACAGAGUGAUAGCCAAUUUGUUUUAUAAACAAUUGGCUUCAUAUUUUUAAGUUUUAGUAUUAAAACUGCUGAUAAAAAGUGAUAUGUGAAGUGAUGAGGAUAGUUCUUAUUUGAUAUCGUGUAUGAUAAACAGUGAUGAUGGGAGAAAUAAAUGUUUAUACAAUAAUACUAUUAUUGUUUGCGAAGCAAGCAUUUGGCAUUCGAGUGACCGAGCUCACAGUACCAAGUCAUGCGGUGGAAGACGGUUCUGUCCUGCUGCAGUGCCACUAUGACCUCGAGGGCGACAUGCUGUACUCUAUAAAGUGGUAUAAAGAUAACCGGGAGUUUUUUCGAUACGUUCCAAGCAAUAAUAUACCUUUCAGCUAUUUUCCACUGAAUGGAGUAACGGUUGAUGAAAAAGAUUCAUCAAGUAACGUCGUAAAGUUAGUAAAUUUGACUCCCGAGUCUGCGGGGCUAUACCGCUGUGAAGUCUCCGGCGAGGGACCCUACUUCGUCACUGUUUUUGAUGAGAAAAAAAUAAGCGUACACCUGUUACCCUAUGACCGUCCUCGAGUGAUAGGCCUACAAGAAGAAUACAAAGUGAGCGAUAUUCUAGCAGUAAACUGCACAUCAUCAAGAUCUCGGCCACAGACUCAACUUAAAUGGCUGAUCAACGAUGAAGCCGCUCCUAGACGACAUAUCACCGGACCGUGGUACAGAAUAUCUGACGAGCGGCCUGAUGCCAGAGAAACGAUACUGCAAUUGAGAUUUAUUUUGAAAGAGGAACAUUUUAAAAACGGUUUGCUACAGAUUAAGUGCCAAUCUUCGAUAGCGCCAUUAUAUCAAGACGAAAUAGUGCAUCACAUUAUACGAGCGGAGGACAGUAUCUUAGAUCCAAUACCGGAGGAAGUGAUAAAUGAGGAAGUCAACAAGAUGUUUGGCCAACACACACAGAGAGAGGAGCGGGAACCGAUACCUAUAGCUGAAUCGCAGAAUGAUCGAAAUUCUGCUGCGACUUUUCGUGCGUCGUAUUCAUCGAUUGUAAUUAUAUUAUUACUAAAAGCUAUUUCAUAAAAAAGUAAUUUUAAAUAUUUAUGUCCUAUAAUGUAGCAUUCAUAUUAAUGGAAUUUCACGAAAUCUCCUGUGAUUUUUUUACAACACGAUUGCAUUAAAUGCAUUUACUUUUACAAUGCGUUAGUAACGAAAUUUUUAUUUCCAAAAUAAAAUAUACGCAUUUAAGUGAUAUAUUUCUAUCGAUGUGAUAUUUUACGUAAAAAUAAUUAUUGAAAUACAUGAAAAUAACUUUAAUUUAAGUAUCCCAACUGCACAAAUUGUAGUGUUUGCUAAUAUAAUACCAACCUACAUAAGCAAUUCCAA
Zerene cesonia (dogface butterfly) is the source of this 1427-nucleotide messenger RNA. RefSeq lists its product as uncharacterized. The transcript has 6 exons. The coding region runs from base 207 to 1124 and encodes 305 amino acids. NCBI's taxonomy places the organism in Eukaryota, Metazoa, Arthropoda, Insecta, Lepidoptera, Pieridae. The record is from RefSeq and is a predicted model, not a curated record.